GCAGGGGGCGGCGUCAUUUCCACACCGUCACGUCACUGCUGCGCUUCGCCGGGCGGGAUUUCCGCAAUAAUAUCAAGUAUGGCGAAGACGUACGACUAUUUGUUUAAAUUACUGUUAAUCGGAGACUCCGGCGUCGGGAAGACCUGCGUGCUGUUCAGGUUUUCAGAGGACGCCUUCAACUCCACGUUUAUCUCAACUAUCGGCAUCGACUUCAAGAUCAGGACGAUAGAGCUGGACGGAAAGAAGAUAAAGUUACAGAUAUGGGACACAGCCGGCCAGGAGCGCUUCCGAACAAUCACAACAGCCUACUACAGAGGGGCGAUGGGCAUCAUGCUCGUCUACGACAUCACCAACGAGAAGUCUUUUGAAAAUAUCAAGAACUGGAUAAGGAACAUAGAGGAGCAUGCAUCAGCCGAUGUGGAGAAGAUGGUCCUCGGCAACAAGUGCGACAUCAACGACAAGCGGCAGGUGUCCAAAGACCGGGGGGAGAACCUCGCGUUAGAGUAUGGGAUCAAGUUUAUGGAGACCAGUGCAAAGGCCAACAUCAAUGUGGAAAACGCAUUUCUGACACUCGCCAGAGACAUCAAAUCAAAAAUGGACACAAAAUUGGAGGGCAACACACCGCAGGGGAGCAGUCAUGGAGUCAAGAUCUCCGAGCCUCAGAAAAAGACCAGCUUCUUCCGCUGUAGCCUACUCUGAGGACGGAGGCCUUCGUCACUGGCUGCCAGCUGGCUGGACAUAAAUGGACUGUGCUUGCUCUCAGCACUUCCUUCCCCUUUUCCUCCUUUCUUACCCAUCCAUGACCCGUCCUCCCCAGUCCACACAAACCAUUAUAUUCCCAGUAAGUGGAGGACUUCCUUCCCCCUCCUUGCUUCCUCUUCUGAAAGCUUCCAGUGGUGCAUCUCUUCCAUUUUUAAGGAGACUUCGUUUGUUUUUCAUAGGUCAGAGUGCUUGACGGGUCGAGGACUCAACCGAGCGCGUUGUCCAGAUGUUCUUUACCACACAAAAGACAGGCUCUUACUCCCCGAUGUUAGUCUCUUUUGUUGUACGCACUUAUAUUUCACACAGCUGGUGGCACAACUUGAGUAUGAGAACCUGUUAAAUUAAUAUCAAGGUUUUGGGGAUUGCAAAAUAGCAAAUGUGAUAUUUAGAUCUAUUUUUUAUUAGCGCUCUUUCCCUUUUUUUAAAAAAAGCAUCAACCACAGACUGAGCGGCUUGAACUCGGUGAAACAGAGUUGCACAUGCUUUCAUUUUCAUUUCAGCAGUUGAGAAUCAUAUCACACCCACAAGGCAGUCAAGGAUCUGAAAGGUUUUUUCCUUUGUGCGCAGUCCUUGACAAUCAUUUGUUGUGACUAAAAAACCCCCGCUUCUCUUUUUAACCCCUUUCAGCUCCUGGAAGGUAUUUUUGGAAACACAAAACCUGAAAAAGUACAAUCCAGAUCUCUGCCUCUGUAGAUAAAGUUCUGCUGUCAGGUCAUCAGCAGAACAUUUGCGAGCUGAUAUGUGUCUGCUUUAGACUUUUCUCUGCUUUAGUGACCUACAGUGCAAUAAGAUCAGAGCUGCAGUUAGUUAUUCUUUUUGUCGCAGCCCGAGGCGACAUCAUGUUGUCCGAGCAGCAGUCGACGAAACAUUGAGUUCACUGACGUGUGAGGGGAAAAGCAGAAAAUCUUUGUGUUGUUUGACAUUUCUGCUAGAAAACUGACUUGAAGGGAUGAAUCUGUUCUCUAAUUGUUUCGUCCCGUUUUGACUUGAGGGUUUGGUUGCAGCUCUGAUUCACAGCCAAGCUAAAUGACGUCUCCGGUUAUCCGAUCGGUUUCGAAUCACUCUUGAAGUUUCGCACUGUAAGCCCCUUCUCCAGCUCUCCUUGCACUUUACACAGUAACCCGUGUUCUUGUGUGUAGUCCGUGCCAAGUGAUAGUUUUGCAAUACAACUACUUAAGUGAGUCAAAACCGUUUUGAUCUAUUGAGUAUUGGUAGUAUUACGGGCAAUAUUCCUAAAUUUUUACAAAUACCUACUUAUAAUCGUAUAAACAUUUCACUGCUGGUGAUCCAUUGUUCACUGAAAUACAUCACCCUGAUGUUCAACAGCUGCGUGUAUUUAUAAAAAAGGAAAAACAGUUUGCAAGCCUCUGUUUCUAUGCUUACCCGCCUGCCAAACGAUAGUUUAAAAAGUGACGUUUUCUUGGCGUAUUACAUUAAAAGGUCCCGUUAGUAUUGUACAACUCCUCAUUUGUGUUUUUUUUAUUGUGGCUCCGCAGCUCGACAGCUAGGUGGCACCACAGGCACAGCGUGCGGUCCAGGCGACCACCUUUAAACUCCCAGUUUUAACCAGUGUUUUAUUUAAAAAAAACAAAUAAACAUGAGCCACAGUGAACUAGACAUGUGCGAUCCAGAUAUGUAUUUAACGUAGAUGUUGAUUCUCGGUCUAUUCGUUCCUCCAUGUUUCCCUCUUUAACAUCUAGUCUGAAAAUUAAACUCCUGUAUGCACAAUUUCUUUUUAGAGGGAGGAUCUGCUUUUGCUUGCCUGCAUCUUUUUUUUAUUUUUUAUUUUAAUAUCAAAUCAUUUGGGACCUCAUGACUACCGCGGCCAUUUGUCUUAACCACGAAUACUCAGUUCUGUCAUAGGUGAGCUAUGCAUUGUGAAUCUUGGACCUGUGCAUAUGUUGUGUAAUGUAAUUUUUCCAGACAUACUUGUAGAGGCCUGUACAGUUGAAUGUACGGGCUUUUUUUUGUUUUUUUAUUUUAUUACUAUUUUUGUUCUGUGUCAUUCACUGAGCCAAAAAAAAAAAGAAAAGGACAUGCUCAGUUUGUAGAAACGGCAUUUGCUACACCGGUGCGAGUGAAACGUAGCAUGGUGGCAGAUUUUUUUUAAGUAGGAAGGAGUCUGAGCGCCAAAACGUUGGAGGUUUAGUGCUGUCGUCUCAUUCGAGUGACGCUGUAGCUUUAAGUCAUGCAACGGAAACGCUUGUGGGACUCGAGCUGUAUCAUUUUCAGCUGAAAUGAUACUUCCUCUUUUUGAUUUUGUUUUUUUUUUUAAAUCAUAUCCUUUUUUCUUUUUUUUUUUUGUCCUAUCACGUCAUAAUGAUACUGUACAUCUGUUUUUACAGCCAUAUUUUCAUUCCAUCGAUUGUGAAGUACACAGGGAGAAUAAUACGAGACGUUUUGAAGAAAAAAAAAAGUGGGGGAAAAAUAAACAUUGUAAAUAUCACAUUGAAAAAAAAAAAAAGAGAUCUACUUAAAUUGUACUGUACUUUCUAAAUCCAUAUGAAAAUGUAUCUACAAUUUGUAGGUAUGUGUACUUUUGAUUUAAUAAAAUAAGAUUAUAAAAC
This is a messenger RNA of Larimichthys crocea (large yellow croaker), 3329 nucleotides long. RefSeq names its product ras-related protein Rab-8A. The transcript has 8 exons. The record is from RefSeq and is a predicted model, not a curated record. Gene Ontology annotation, molecular function: GTP binding; GTPase activity. Lineage: Eukaryota; Metazoa; Chordata; Actinopteri; Sciaenidae. The coding region runs from base 79 to 699 and encodes 206 amino acids.